GCGGGCUUAAGCCUCGUGGCACAAGUCAGGGGGGCGGGACUGUUGUAGGUCCGACAGGAAAACUGAAGAAAGGCGAGGAACCUCGAAUAAAAAACGGUAAAAUAACGUAUCCGGGACUCGGAUUACUCGGAAUAAAACAAGGAUGGCUGCAAUCAGAAAGAAACUGGUGAUAGUCGGCGAUGGCGCCUGUGGCAAGACCUGUCUCCUCAUAGUGUUCAGCAAAGACCAGUUCCCUGAGGUGUAUGUGCCCACUGUGUUUGAGAACUAUGUGGCAGAUAUCGAGGUGGAUGGUAAACAGGUGGAGCUGGCCCUGUGGGACACCGCGGGUCAGGAGGACUACGACCGCCUGAGGCCUCUCUCCUACCCAGACACAGACGUCAUCCUCAUGUGUUUCUCUGUCGACAGCCCUGACAGUUUGGAGAACAUUCCAGAGAAGUGGACUCCCGAGGUCAAGCACUUCUGUCCCAACGUGCCCAUUAUUCUCGUGGGGAACAAGAAAGACCUGAGGAACGACGAGCACACGCGUCGAGAGCUGGCCAAGAUGAAGCAGGAGCCGGUGAAGCUGGACGAGGCGAGGGACAUGGCCAACCGCAUCAACGCCUUCGGCUACCUGGAGUGCUCGGCCAAGACCAAGGACGGCGUGCGGGAGGUGUUCGAGAUGGCCACCAGGGCGGCGCUGCAGGCCAAGAGGCGGGGCAAGAAGGGCGGCUGCCUCCUGCUAUAGAGCGACAGCUCACUGGGGUUUGGGAGGGGGGCAAACAACAACCAGGCCAAGGAAACUACCCCUCCUCUAGGCCUGGUCCAUCACCAAAGUGGGCUCAACUGUAUGGGUACAGGGAGGAGGGAGAAGAGUCAAAUGCAGGCUAAAGGGGGUAAAAGGAGUCAAAUGCAGGCUAAAGGGGGUAAAAGGAGUCAAAUGCAAUGAGAAAAGGGAGUUUAGACCUUUUAACCCUUGUGUUGUCUUUGGGUCAAAUUGACCCGUUUCCAAAGUGUUUUAUACCAGAAAUAUGGAUUUCUUUCAACCGAAUUGCCCAAAACUAACAUGGAUGAUUCCAUACAACAUUACUUUCAUUGAAUUUUUUGGGGGUUUUUAUGUAGUCUUUUAGCAUUUGAAUUAUUUUGUUUAAUGGUUUCAAAACUUUCAAAAUGGGACUAAACUUUGACGUCGACCCGUCUGAGAUCACCUCAACAUCCUCUGAUCGUAACUAUUAGUCAAAAUAAUUCAUAAUUUUAACUAAAAACAGAUUAAUAAUUUGAUCUAAAGGAGGUUUGUUGACCAUGAAUUCCAAGAAUAAGAAUUAAAAAAAAAAACUAUUACUAAACCAGCUCAGGUUUAGAGCUGGAAAAAGUGACAAAUAAAUCGGAAAAAGCGACAAAAACAUC
Etheostoma spectabile (orangethroat darter) is the source of this 1383-nucleotide messenger RNA. RefSeq names its product ras homolog gene family, member Aa (gene rhoaa). Bases 143 to 724 code for a protein of 193 amino acids. Gene Ontology annotation, biological process: small GTPase-mediated signal transduction. The transcript is spliced from 5 exons. Lineage: Eukaryota; Metazoa; Chordata; Actinopteri; Perciformes; Percidae. Gene Ontology annotation, molecular function: GTP binding; GTPase activity. The record is from RefSeq and is a predicted model, not a curated record.